AAACAACUCUCCUUCCCUACGCAGUGACGGUGUUCCAACACAGGUUCUACUACAGUGUGUACCACGCCGUGGGCUGGGGCGUUCCUAUCCUCAUGACAGCAGCGUGGGCGGGCGUCACAGCAACACACUUCGGGAACUCUCGACUAUCCGUCAUAUCGCUGAAUAUGAUAUUCCUCCUAAACAUCAUCCGGGUAUUAGUAACAAAAUUACGACAGAGCAAUUCAAGUGAAGCUCUUCAAGUUCGGAAAGCAGUGAAGGCCGCCAUCGUGCUCCUCCCUCUGCUGGGCAUCACCAACGUGCUCAACAUGAUCGCCACGCCCCUCAGCCGCUCCGUCGUGGAGUUCGGCCUCUGGUCCUACGCCACCCACUUCCUUACCUCGUUCCAGGGGUUCUUCAUAGCGCUUCUCUACUGCUUCCUCAACGGCGAGGUCAGAGCGGCGGUGCGGAAAUUACGUAGACAACUACCUCCUGCAUCGCUCGGCUGGGGUCCGGCGUGGGUCUGGGCUGUCUUCCGUGUUUCUUACGACCGUCACCGACCUCCCGCCGGGGCUCGCAGGGAGGGGCGAGGAACCCUUUUUGCUCGGUCUCAGCCCCCCCCGGGAAAACCAGUCCCCGACGCAUGGUUCAUUGGAGGAAUAUUAGACCCACCAGAUUGGUUAUCGAAUGCUUAG
This is a messenger RNA of Penaeus monodon (black tiger shrimp), 671 nucleotides long. Its product is annotated as PDF receptor-like. NCBI's taxonomy places the organism in Eukaryota, Metazoa, Arthropoda, Malacostraca, Decapoda, Penaeidae. Gene Ontology annotation, biological process: cell surface receptor signaling pathway; adenylate cyclase-modulating G protein-coupled receptor signaling pathway. Gene Ontology annotation, cellular component: plasma membrane. The record is from RefSeq and is a predicted model, not a curated record. Gene Ontology annotation, molecular function: G protein-coupled peptide receptor activity.